Messenger RNA from Amaranthus tricolor (Joseph's coat), 915 nucleotides. RefSeq lists its product as uncharacterized. NCBI's taxonomy places the organism in Eukaryota, Viridiplantae, Streptophyta, Magnoliopsida, Caryophyllales, Amaranthaceae. The record is from RefSeq and is a predicted model, not a curated record. The coding region runs from base 1 to 915 and encodes 304 amino acids. The transcript has 3 exons.
AUGUUUCACCACCAUCAUCAAUCUCACAAUGUCAACUCUAAUAUUGAUAUGUAUUCAACUCCAAUAAGGGGUGAAAGUUUAGACGAAAAUGAGAUGGAGUAUGAUGAUGAUGAUGAUGAUGAUGAUGAUGAUGUUGAUGAAAAUCAAGGAAAUGAUCAAGAUGAUCAAUAUGGUGAAGAUGGAGAAAAUUCUGUUCAUCAUGUUGAUGCUAGUCUUUACACCCAACCAUCAUUUCAAGAUCUAUUUUCACAAUUUGGUUCACCACCGAGCUUCACUCAAUUGGUUCAACCAUCUCAACAGCUACCUAAUAAUAAUGAUGAAACCCCUAUACUCAUGAACACAAGUACAGAUCUAAUUGUGAGCACCAACCAAAAGAUAAGAGUGGGGUGGCAGAAAGUUAAGGAAGCUUAUGAAGCAGCGAGGAUGGAACGACCCCAUCUGAUCCCACGAAGAACCGCCGACAUGCUUAAAUGUCGUUGGGGUAGAGUUGCUCCAGCAUAUUUGAAAUGGUUUGGAAGUUAUGAUGAGGCUUUUAGGAGGACGAAGAGUGGCACGACAGACGAAGAUGUGCUUAAAGAAGCGCAUUUAAUCCAUCAAAGAAAACACGGUAACUUUAACUUGAUUGAGCAAUGGAAAAUUUUAAGAAAGUAUAACAAGUGGAAGCAAGUGGUAAAAACUAAUCAAAAAAAACAAUUGGAUCAACAACCAACUGGUGAUGUUAGUAGUAAAAGUAGUGGGAAAAGAUCAAGGACGGAAGAAGAUUCUGAAACUCCAACAAGUGAACCUCAAGGAGGAUCAUCCACGCGCCCCGAGGGUGUGAAGAAGGCUAAGGCUCGCGUGACGGGGAAGAUGGCAUGGGAAGCUGAUAUGAUGGUUCAACUUGGACAAUACCUUCAGAAUUACAAUAGUCAGUAG